AUGGCUGAAUCACCGCAAGAAACCGUUACAAAACACCUCUCGGAUCCAAGCAAACCGCUCCGACCCAUACUCACAUCUCUCAAUGGCGACAACAGCUGGUUGAUGUCUUUCCCUCGGCCUGAGGCAGAGAGGGCUGCUACCGGGAAAGUCUUCUACCAUCUCGCUUUUGAACCAUGGUUGAAUGGAGCCGCGCAUGUUGGACAUCCAUGGUUCGUACACCUUGCUCGUGUUGAAAAGGAAGGCAUUUCUACCUUUGGAGACCUGGAGAAUCUAGUUCGCGAGAUUGAGAAAGCUGCCUCGGCGCAUUUACCAGCAAAUGCUCAAGCCCAAGAGUCAACAAGACAACUCGAUGCUAUCCUUCUUGGUUUCUUUUACUCUGAUCAUCUCCAUCCACAAACACUGAAGACGUUUCCUCCCGAGAUUCCCGUCAUAGUAACAGCACCUGGAGCAGCCAUCAUCGAACCUUGGAAUCACUUUCAGACCAUCAAAAUUAUUAAUAACUUCGAUUCCUCGGCGACAACUUGGAACUCACCAAACCUUCACCCGGGCGAUCCUGUUCCAAGCUGGUUCACACCACUGAUGAUCCUCGGCAAAAGCGUACUUAACUUUGUCUUUGCUAUAAUCUGGUCUCAUACCGUCAACGGCAAAGAAGUUCACGAAGUGAUUAUGGACUCCCCUCAUGGCGUGCAACUCGACGCAAAACCCCUCGAAGCAUUCCUCGCAUCAGAGCCCAAGACAAAGAAACUUGCGAUGCUGCACGGCCUUAAAGAGAGUCAUACUGGUGGCAUCCAAACAUGUUAUGGCGCAAAAGGGGGUCUUGGACUGCAUCGAAAGGUUGGAGGUGUAGAGCACUGGGUUUCGACGCACUCUUCUGAGCUCAAAUAUACGGGGAUAUUCAUGAGGCUCGUUUGGACUACUGAUACGCCGAGGACAAUCGAGUGGGCUUUGCAAGAGGAGAAGAAGGCGCGUCCCGAUGAGGAGUUGUCUGGGCCGCCGAAUUUCAUCAAGGUUCCGAAUGGUGCAUCGACGGUUUUGACGUGUUCAUGA
This is a messenger RNA of Fusarium subglutinans, 1047 nucleotides long. RefSeq lists its product as uncharacterized. Bases 1 to 1047 code for a protein of 348 amino acids. Lineage: Eukaryota; Fungi; Ascomycota; Sordariomycetes; Hypocreales; Nectriaceae. The transcript has a single exon. The record is from RefSeq and is a predicted model, not a curated record.